GAAAUUACCAAAAUACCCCAAUUAAAUAAGUGAAAAGACACAUAUACCCUAACUUGCAUACCAUGUUUAGCAUUGUAUUUUCCCAUUAUUAUAGAUAGCCCAUAAGGCCAUAAAUCUAUUUCAACACCCAAAACCCAACACAAAAAAUACAACAAAAAAAUUGGAGGAAAAAAAAAAAAAAAGUAAAUCCUCUCCAUCAAAAAACCGAAAGAGCUCAAUCAUACCCCUUUAUCUUGUCCAUAUUUUCACAAUUCACCAACACCACCAUUACCGUUAGCACCUCUCUUAACCCUCACCUCGAAACCACCUCUUAGCCACCGCCAUGAGCUGAACCAGGGUGGCACCACAACCAUACCCCCCAAUAUCCAUAUUUUUUCGCAACACUAUACGAAUCAUGUCAUUAAUUAGCAGUAUUAGUAGUUCCAAUAUUAACUUAUUGGGUACUUUUAUUUCUUCUUGUUCGUCGUCUUCAACCUUAUCUCUUCCUUCAUCUGUUUAUCUUCACCAAAUUCAACAGCGUCGUUGUUGUUGCGCUUUAAAAACUGGAAGCCCUGAAUCCUACGGCCCUGAUUUGUUGAGGAAACCGGUUGUUUCUCCUCCAUCGCACGCUGAGAAUUCUGUCGAAAACCAUACUGAGAAUUUAGAGGGAGAAAAUAGUUUUGAGAGGGUAGCGGAUAGAGAGAGUUGGGUUGAUUGGGAAGACCAGAUUUUAGAGGAUACUGUUCCACUUGUUGGCUUUGUUAGAAUGAUUCUUCAUUCUGGAAAAUACCAAAGUGGCGAUAGAUUGACUGCUGAGCAUGAGAAAAUGAUUUUGGAGAGGUUGCUACCGUAUCACCCUGAAUGUGACAAUAAAAUUGGAUGUGGAGUUGAUUACAUCACUAUUGGAUACCAUCCUCAGUUUCAAGACUCCCGGUGUAUGUUCAUAGUUCGCAAAGAUGGUGAGUUUAUUGACUUCUCGUACUGGAAGUGCAUUAAGGGCUUCAUCAGGAAAAAUUAUCCACUGUAUGCAGAAAGUUUUAUCCUGAAGCAUUUUCGACGGCGUAGACGAUAUGAGUGAAGCUGGUAAUGAAACCUGGAAUCGUCCAAUUACAUGAUUUUGUCACUUUCAUUGUAUUGUUAAUAUAUUUGUAUUAAGACUGAAACUAUGGUAAGUAAAGAUUUUUAAAGUGUAAUACCGUAUUGUAAAAUUUGAACCACACCGUGGGAUGUGGAAUUCUGGAGCUAUAGGCUGAAAGAUGCAUUGCACAUUUUGUUCUAGGCCUCAAUACAACUGUCUAGUUUUCCAAUUUUUGUUGGAGCUCUUUUAGGAGUGGCAUGUAUUUUUAAUGAAUUAUUGUGAUACAUGCCACUAAGUAAGCGAUUUUUUGAUAGAUUUUUUUAAGGUAAAAUUGUUGUAUAGAGUUUUAUUAUCA
This is a messenger RNA of Chenopodium quinoa (quinoa), 1412 nucleotides long. RefSeq names its product protein DCL, chloroplastic-like. Gene Ontology annotation, cellular component: chloroplast. The record is from RefSeq and is a predicted model, not a curated record. Bases 395 to 1057 code for a protein of 220 amino acids. Lineage: Eukaryota; Viridiplantae; Streptophyta; Magnoliopsida; Caryophyllales; Amaranthaceae. Gene Ontology annotation, biological process: chloroplast organization; chloroplast rRNA processing. The transcript has 3 exons.